Molecule: messenger RNA, 687 nt
Organism: Caenorhabditis briggsae
Lineage: Eukaryota; Metazoa; Nematoda; Chromadorea; Rhabditida; Rhabditidae
Exons: 4
Coding region: 1-687 (228 amino acids)
Molecular function (GO): S-adenosylmethionine-dependent methyltransferase activity; O-methyltransferase activity
Source: RefSeq, a predicted model, not a curated record
AUGUCUUCAGUGGUUGCGAAGAGCUAUAACAAGAAUGCCGAUCCAGUAGUCGCUUAUUGUUCUGAGCACACCGCGAUCCUGACUCCACUCCAAGUGGAACUUCAAAAAGAAACCCUUACGAAUGCUCCAAUGGGUGGAAUGCUUGGAGCUCCAGAAGUUCUAACUUUCGGUCAACAUUUCAUCCAAUCCUUCGGAGGAAAGCGUGUCCUGGACAUUGGUACCUAUACAGGAGCAUCCGCAUUGGCAUGGGCAUUGGCUGUUCCGGAUGAUGGAGAGGUUUAUACAUUUGAUAUUGACCAUACAAAUUAUAAGAAAUACGGAGUUCCAAUCUUGUCCAAGGAUCAAAAGACGUUCGCAAAAAUCAAGCCUGUGGAGGGAGCAGCUGUGGAUAGUUUGGACAAACUGAUUGCCGAUGGCCAAUCUGGAACCUUUGAUUUCGCAUUCAUCGAUGCUGACAAGACAAGUUACCCGGCCUAUUAUGAGAAGUGUGUGACCCUUCUUAGAAGUGGAGGUGUGAUUUUGGUUGACAAUAGUCUUCGCGGCGGAAAAGUGGCUGAUCCAAAGUGUCGUGAAGAUCCCUCAAAUGCUGCUAUUCACGCCACCAACGACAUCAUCUUCCAGGAUCAAAGAACCAGAUCAGCUCUUCUGAAUUUGGGAGAUGGAACUCACGUGGCUUUCAAAAAAUAA